AUGUGUGACUUCAGGCUUAACUCUUUCCCUCCCACCAACAAACUGCAUAUAAUCAAUUCACUUCUUUAUUAUAUCCGUGGCAUUAAACACAAUCACACCUUAGUUGAGGUCAAGAUACUCACCAAUCACCGUAUUCACACCAAAGAUGUUACUGUGGUCCCUGAUCUACAAGUCAUUAUGAGUAAUUUUACUAUUGGGUGCAUUACCAAACCAGAGAUACUGUGGAUUAGGGAUAUGGGAUUUUCACAGAAUAGGGAUGCCAUGGUGAGGAAGAUGACAAUAAUGGUCAAUAAAAUACUUUCAGUCUCCCUCUUGCUUCUUAGUUUUAUUAGCGAGUAUUGUAAAUGGACGUCCCCACAAACAGGAAAGAAGCUUACUUUCAAGCAAUUCCAUCCCAAGAAAACUGAGCAAACAAUGUUUGGGCCAGUCAUUGUUGAAGGUCACUAUUGA
Messenger RNA from Serpula lacrymans var. lacrymans S7.9, 450 nucleotides. RefSeq lists its product as uncharacterized. Lineage: Eukaryota; Fungi; Basidiomycota; Agaricomycetes; Boletales; Serpulaceae. The record is from RefSeq and is a predicted model, not a curated record. The transcript is spliced from 3 exons. Bases 1 to 450 code for a protein of 149 amino acids.